Molecule: messenger RNA, 2624 nt
Organism: Gigantopelta aegis
Lineage: Eukaryota; Metazoa; Mollusca; Gastropoda; Neomphalida; Peltospiridae
Product: probable isocitrate dehydrogenase [NAD] subunit alpha, mitochondrial
Exons: 11
Coding region: 15-1121 (368 amino acids)
Biological process (GO): tricarboxylic acid cycle; isocitrate metabolic process
Cellular component (GO): mitochondrion
Molecular function (GO): isocitrate dehydrogenase (NAD+) activity; NAD binding; magnesium ion binding
Source: RefSeq, a predicted model, not a curated record
UCAAGGACAGGGUCAUGGCUUGUAAAUUUGUAAAGUCUUUUCUUCUGAAAAGUUCUUUUAGUCCUGUACUGAAGAAAUCCUUGGUAACUUCACAAAGGCUAUUUUCUUCAGAGGUGCGUACAGUAACACUGAUACCAGGUGAUGGAAUUGGACCUGAAAUUUCAGCAGCUGUCCAGAAGAUUUUCGAGGCCUCUGGGACCCCAAUUGCUUGGGAUCCAGUUGAUGUGACACCGGUGAAGGGUCCUGAUGGAAAUUUCCGAUUACCUCAAAAAAUAUUUGACUCGAUGGCCAAAACAAAGAUAGGUUUAAAGGGUCCAUUAGAGACACCUAUAGGGAAAGGACAUCAGUCUUUGAACUUGGCCUUAAGGAAAGCAUUCAGUUUGUAUGCAAAUGUGAGGCCGUGUCGAUCAAUAGAGGGCUACAAAACACCAUAUGAUGAUGUUGAUAUUGUCACCAUCCGAGAAAACACAGAAGGAGAAUACAGUGGAAUUGAACACAUAAUUGUCGAUGGUGUUGUUCAGAGUAUCAAGCUGAUCACAGAAACUGCAUCUAUGAGGGUAGCAGAGUAUGCCUUCAAGUAUGCUCGAGAUAACAAGCGCAAAACAGUAACUGCAGUUCACAAAGCUAAUAUCAUGAGAAUGUCUGAUGGUUUAUUUCUCAAGUGCUGUCGGGAAGUUGCAGCAAAGAACAAAGAUAUUAAAUUUACCGAGAUGUAUUUAGAUACAGUGUGUUUGAAUAUGGUACAAGAUCCUUCACAAUAUGAUGUGCUAGUGAUGCCUAAUCUUUAUGGAGAUAUUCUCAGUGACCUCUGUGCUGGAUUGAUAGGUGGACUUGGUGUGACCCCUAGUGGUAACAUCGGAAGUGAAGGAGCUAUAUUUGAAUCAGUUCACGGUACGGCUCCAGACAUCGCUGGAGAAGACAAGGCGAACCCGACAGCCCUGCUUCUCAGUGCAGUGAUGAUGCUCAGACACAUGGAGCUUGGAGAGCACGCCAACAGAAUACAGAAAUCAGCUCUAGAGGUUAUUAGUGAGGGGAAGGUAUUAACAGGAGAUCUUGGUGGUAAAGCAAAGUGUUCCGAGUUUACAGAUGAAAUCUGUGAAAAAGUUGUGAGCUCCAAAUGAAGUUUUGCUGUUUGGUGUGAACUGAUACUUUUAUCUUUAGUCUGUAGUUUGUGUGCUGUCAUUUAAAAACAAAGAUCCAUGGAUGGCUGGUAUACAUGCUUGGUCAGUCAUCAAGUCUAGUAUUUCACUAAGUUGGUCACAGUACAGUGAAUGUCACUGAUCACUAUUCCAUCCAAGACUUAGCUGUAAUUCAUUUCUAGUCUCUAUGUUGGUUGCUUUGAAAAAUUAUCUAAACUGUUUUAGAAUUUAUUACAGGGAGCAGGGGGUAAUAUUGUUGUAUAGCCAUAGCGCACAAAAUAGUUUUGUAUUUAAACCACUGAAGUAAGCAUAGCUAAAAGAUUGAAGCUGAUCCACCAGACAUUUAAGAUAAUGACGACGGUUCCUCUGUUGUGUAAAUUACACAAGCCGUGAGUGGUAUGUAUGUUAGUGGAUAAUCCAUUUUAAAAGCUUAAAUAUUAAAAAUACAGGGUGUUCUCGAUAUUGAUAUUUCUUUAAAAAUCAUAUGCAAGCCAGGGCUCAUGCCUUAUAAAACUUUAGUCCUACCUAACUCAAAUUUUUUAUGUCACAUUCAUGCAAGUUUGUAUGGUGAAACUGUGAUAUUAAAAUUUUAAGACGUUAUAAAUCUUGUGUUUAGACUCCAAAAGUUUUAUAUGCACGGGGCCUGUACCUCAAUUUUGUGUUGGUGUGCAGUGCUAUGAAAUUUAUUUUCAUGGAUUAGGGAAUUGGAUGCAGAGCCAUUUACAUGUAUAUAGGAAUCUUCAACUGUUAAAAUAUUUCUUAAUGUAAUACCAAAAAUUAUAAUUCUAGAACAUGCAGGGUCCUAAUUCACCAAGUCUCGCAACUUUGCAAUUUAACAGUGCAAUGUAAAAAGAUGUGCAAGGAUGAUGCAAUGUUGUUUAAGAGAGUAUAAAUUAGGCCCAUUGUCCUGUCAUGGGUAAAAUAUUUCUGAAAUGUGCUUGUGUCAUCCAAAGGUUUUUAUUGAAGGAGUCGAGGAAUAUAAAGGUUAUCUUUAUAAUAAAGUUGUUAACUGUGAGCUAUACAGAUUAAAUCUAUUUUACUGUAUACUUUGUAUUCUCAGUAACAAGUAAAAAGUGUUAUUCCUACUUUUGCUUUCACAUAAGCACUGCAGAGCAUCUUUAAAAAUACCUAUACUGAUCAUUCCAAACUUUACUAAAAAACAAGGAUGACAUUGUUCAUGUCAUGUUAUUCUAGAUAAUUUUUAGUACAUAUAUAACAUAGCUGCAAUCACCGGAAAAGGGCUGCUUGUACUCCCUUGCACAUGCCGGUACAGGUGACCCACUCUUCCACCCACCCAAACCCUUUCCUGUCUUGGAUGGAAGAACCGGCGAAAGAUGACAUUUGCACCCGUGACAGGUGCAGUGUUCUCGCUGCUCCAUUUAAGCGGUGCAGCCCGCCCUGCUAUUGCAUUUUGCCGCCCUCCUUUCACGUUCCCCGCCCUCCUUUAUUUUUCUCCGCCCCUCUUUAUUUUCCAGCACCACUCUU